This is a messenger RNA of Cricetulus griseus (Chinese hamster), 963 nucleotides long. Lineage: Eukaryota; Metazoa; Chordata; Mammalia; Rodentia; Cricetidae. The record is from RefSeq and is a predicted model, not a curated record.
AUGGACUUUAACCUGGAAGAUGAAACCCCAAUUCAACACUUCUUUUAUAAGCUGCCUUGGCCAUGGUGUCUUAUAAGAUCAAUAGGAACUGAGACCCACGGCAACAAGGGAGGCUUGAGUGCCGGCGGCCCAGCCCCUUCCACGAUGUCCAUGGCCAAGGAGGCUAAGAAGCUGACGAGCCACACGGCAGUGGAGAACCACGUGAAGAAUAACCAAGUGAUGGGAAUUGGAAGUGGUUCUACAAUUGUCCAUGCUGUGCAGCGAAUAGCUGAAAGAGUGAAGCAACAGAAUCUGGACCUCAUUUGCAUCCCCACAUCUUUCCAGGCCAGGCAGCUUAUCUUGCAGUAUGGCUUAAACCUCAGCGACCUGGAUCAACACCCAGAGACUGACCUUGCCAUCGAUGGUGCUGAUGAAGUGGAUGCCGAGCUCAAUCUCAUUAAGGGCGGUGGAGGCUGCCUGAUCCAGGAGAAGACUGUGGCUGGUUUUGCCAGUCGCUUCAUUGUGAUCGCUGAUUUCAGGAAAGAUUCAAAGAACCUUGGAGAUCGGUGGCACAAGGGGAUCCCUAUGGAGGUCAUCCCAGUGGUUUAUGUCCCAGUGAGCUGAGCUGUGACCCAGAAGUUUGGGAGUGAGGGAGAACUUCGAAUGGCUGUCAGCAAUGCAGGGUCUGUGGUGACAGAUAAUGGGAAUUUUAUCCUGGACUGGAAGUUUGAUUGGGUGCACAAGUGGAGUGAAAUGAACACAGCUAUCAAAAUGACUCCAGGUGUGGUGGACACGGGCCUGUUCAUCAACAUGGCAGAGAGAGUCUACUUUGGGAUGCAGGAUGGUUCAGUGAAUGUGAGGGAGAAGCCUUUCUGGCCCUGUGAGGGCACACACCUUGAGUCUCCAGUACAGGCACAGUGGACAUGCCUCUCCAGGAGCCUUUGCCUUAAUGUAGCUGCCCACAGUGCCAGAGUAGAGAGCUGA